AUGAUGCCCUCUUCUACUCCAUCCAGUCAUCAGCAGUCAAGCAAUGAUGAACAUUUGCAACGGUCCGCAUCACAGCCCAAAAGCAAUUCUGCUGCCACGAUCCCCCCAUCGGAGAAGCUAGGAGAUGCUAUCACUGUGAAGGCUCCCCUUCCAAUGGCGGGGCCUGUGAACGAAAAGAAGCACCUUCCCAUCAAAAUGGUAGCGAGAAAGACCGUCGGCAGCGCGUUUUCUAACCCGAAGCAUGAACCAGUAGGCACUCGAAAGCAUGAGCCCAAGCAUCCUUUUUAUGCUAGCUCUACUGAAGAUACUGCUUCCUCGAGUCAACGGCCACCAAAACGGCCAAGAUUGUCUACUGACGUGGAUAAAGGCGAAAUAGAGGCCCGUCAUCGUGUUUCCUCAUUUUCUGAGAGCGGCUCUUAUUCAUCUCCUAUUGCGGCAUCGACGAAUAUUGGUGAACGCGAUCAUGAACCCGUGGCAGCUUCUGACUUUGCUCUUCGGCCAAAGAAAGGAGUCUCUUCUCCGUUAGAGACGUCGUCAAGGUCUAGGUCACGGGAUGAUCGUUCAGCUUCGAAGUCCUUCUACAAGGAUCGGUCACAUAAGCAACAAGGUCUAUAUGACAAUUCUAAGAGUUAUAAAGUUCCAACUCAAGGAAUCAUAGACCUCACAGAAGAUGACAACCCUCGUCCCCGACCUUCUAGUAAUGCCGUUGAAAAUCUGAAGGUCAGUACAGAGAAGCAUCAAGAAGAUCAUACUGGAGGUCCGAACCCUCGCACUCCACAUAUUGCUUCCGAGUCGAGACGCGAGGGAGAGUCAAUAAAGGUGCAAGUCUCCAAAAGUAAAGACACAAAUAAGCCUCAUCGAAAUAGUGCAACAGGUCGGAAGGAGCAGAAUGGUGUUCGCAAAGUAAGUUCCUACUCGACAAUUCGGCCCCUCCCGCGGAAGCCUCACGUUCAUAUCGCACCUCGGCCCCCGCCAACGUUGCCUUCGCCAGACUCGCAGGUCGCUUCACCCCCUACGGAACCCAAACCAGCCAACGACAAACAGGUCUCUGUCCACCGUCCUAAGUCGCCCCUUGAAAACCCCGCAGCUGAAGCCAGGCAAGAUGAUAAUCAAGGUCAACCAAAAAACGAAGUACCAAUACCGGCGGAAGAUACUGGAAGAAUUGUCAAUGGUGCUGCUGCUAAUCCCCCUCCAGUAGUGUCUACUGCUCCUACUACAGUUGCAACAUCAGACACUAUAAAGGUUAAUGGGAUUCCGACGAAGGAACAAGUAAAUGAGUAUAUACGCAAUAUACUUGAAAAUCCAACAAAGAUAAUAUUUCCACCCCCAAAACCCCCAGAAUUGAUUUAG
Daldinia childiae is the source of this 1350-nucleotide messenger RNA. RefSeq lists its product as uncharacterized. The coding region runs from base 1 to 1350 and encodes 449 amino acids. The transcript has a single exon. The record is from RefSeq and is a predicted model, not a curated record. Lineage: Eukaryota; Fungi; Ascomycota; Sordariomycetes; Xylariales; Hypoxylaceae.